Pleurotus ostreatus (oyster mushroom) is the source of this 3480-nucleotide messenger RNA. RefSeq lists its product as uncharacterized. Lineage: Eukaryota; Fungi; Basidiomycota; Agaricomycetes; Agaricales; Pleurotaceae. The coding region runs from base 1 to 3480 and encodes 1159 amino acids. The record is from RefSeq and is a predicted model, not a curated record. The transcript has 6 exons. Gene Ontology annotation, cellular component: nucleus.
AUGUCCUCCUCCCAGCCAAUCGCCCUCCCCUCGACAUCCAACAGCCACCACAACCAUUCUCAAUACCACCACCACUCUCAUUCAUUCAGCAAUCCUCAGAACCCUAGUAAUCCUGGUAAUAGUUAUGGCAAUGGUCAAGCAAUGGACUACGGUAACUACCACACUCGAGGGGAUUCCAUCAUGACCUCUGGAUCCUACACCGGCUCGAGCAACGGGGAUGACUUCAAUCCUGCGUCGUACACGAAACACUACAUGGGCUCACCGCUAUCGUGGCGGUCGGGCUCCUUCGGUAGUAGGCACGUUAGUGGCAAUGCAUUCUACGCAGGGAGUCCAACGGCUCAUCUUCUGAGUGGCUUUGGCUCUCACGAAUUCAAGGGAGGAAAAAUGGCCUCGAUGGAAUCCGAGGACCGUAAUUCCAUAUUGAACGCCGUGAACUUGUUUGAGUCAGGAAGAGAGGAAGAACUGUGUCGCGACUAUACAUGCUGCGGACUGCAUCUCCCCGAUCUGCAUGCCUUGCUCGAUCACUUUGAGGAAGUUCACAUUGUCGUUGUCGACGCUAACGGAAACCCCGUGACCGCCGCCAAUGGCAACCACAUCCCAAAUGGCGCAGAUGGUGGUACCAUGCGCGUCGCUGUCUCAAUACCUUUCAAUCCUCAGUGCAAUAAUCCACCGUUAACAACCAACGCGAACUCAUCUGCCCCACAAUCUCACGCCUCUUCGAUCAGUCGCUUGCAGUCCAACUUCCAUGCACAUUCUAGCUCUCAAGAUCUCGGUAAACACAACACCCCAACGCAGGCUCCCUAUGUCCCGGAUUACUUUGCUCACUCGCAACACUCGGGGUCUCAGCCUAUAGACACAAACCACCAUCAGCCACAGCACUCGCAGUCCGACCUAAUGCAACCAUCCGGAAAAUACGCUGGCAACGAUAUGGCUUAUCGAGAAGGUGUUCCCAUUGAUCCUGAUGACAUGGAGAUGGAGAUGGAAGAAUCCUUGGCGUAUCCGCCCUCAGGCCAUUACGGAGGGCACGGUUCUGAUGCCAACCCUCACGCGUACGGAAGCAUGUCGCCUCCUUCUUCCUCUGCCGGAACGUCAAGUGGAAUGCAAGGCGUCAGCAACUCACCUUCUCCCCCAUCCAGUAACUCACCGUCCUCUACGUCUGGCCAUGGCAUGCCUUCACCAUCCUCUGGUGUGCCUACUCCGCCUGAUACGCCGAUCACCACGCCCCUGAGUGCCUAUCCAAGUCCUAGAAUGGGGGCCUUUCCCCCCAACCUUACCCCAGGCAAGCGAGCACUUCAGCAUCAUGGCUCGCAUCAGUCCUUUCAGACCGGUCAUCGUAGCCUCCAUCACAAAAUUUCUCUUCAGCAUAUCCAUCAAGAGCGUUUGCAGCAAAACCAUCGCACGGUCGAUGCGCGAGGGGUUGUUGAGAAUGCGAGGGGUGUCUACGCAUCAGCACCGCCAAGCCCCCAUCCGGGCCAUGUGCGGAAUAGUUGGAGUCACCUGCACCCCAUGCGUGGGAGCAGUAACAAUUCGCUAGAUGGGGCACUCGGCGAAGAUACCAGCUCCAACAACGGGGAGGCAAAUAACUUUGAAUCUGCGCUCACUCAACCAAGCGCAGCGGGCAUGGCUGCCGGGGGCGCUUCCACCUUCCCCCUGAAUUUCGACGUGGAUUCUGGGGGCUCCUUUGGAAAUGACGGUGUUUUCUCGGACGGUAGAGGCGAUGGCAACUUCGAGCGGCUUCCAGCGACCGCUAGUUCAGCUGGAUUUGAUCUGGAUAUGAUGGGUAGUCCAAGUAUGCCAGGGUCUCCUAACCACACUCAGACAUCGAUAGCGGGUCUUUCAACGAGUCCUAGCCUCACGCGGCACGCGUCACUCGGUUCGUUGGGCUUCUCCGGCGUCGCCUCUAGUACCAACCCCAGUGCUUGGAACGGGUCCAGGCAUUCGGCCUCGGGUGCUGGCGUCCCCCAUAAUCUGAGUUUGCACGGGUUAAAUGAUCUGGACAGUGCAUUCGGCGGUGUCAUCCAUUCUGAACCGACAAGUCCCUACGUACAGCAGAGUCACGGUUCGGCAUUCACCAACGGAGCAAUGAACUUCGGUCUUCAUAGGAUGAAUUCCAUCGACGGUGCUAUCAUGGGCGGUCUAAGCGGUAUGAAUGCUCUUCAUGCUGCUGAGAUGGCGCCGGCCUGUGUUCCUCCCGCGCUUUUGUUCAGCCCUGCGGGUACAGCGAAUCCCACUCCCGUUGGCUCAAGGUCUGCUAGCCCCAUCGGCGUCAAAGGCAAGGGUAAAGGGAAGAAAACCGGUUCUCCUUCAGGUCGUAGCAAUGCGGUAGAUGGGGCCGAUGUUGCAUCUUCGUCGAAGACUGCCUCGCAGUCUGGCGCGGUAGGCGCCAACGGUGGCGCUGUCAUUCGACCGGCACCAUUGGCGAAUUCGGCCGCUUCCGCCCUUCAGUCGCAGUCCGUAACGCGACCAGCUGCAUCAAUGCUGCUUUCCAAGCCGUUCCGUUGUCCAAAGCCAAACUGUAACAAAAGUUACAAGCAGGCGAACGGCCUAAAGUAUCACAUGACACACGGUAGCUGUAAUUUCGCGCCGCCGAAGGACAUCGAGCUACGGGAUCGCCUUUUGGAAGCAAGGAGACGUGAGGGCAUUGAGAGUAAUCCUGGUAGCACACCCGGCAGUGGGGCAAAUACGCCCAUACCCGGAGGUGCUGUAGUUCCUGACCCACUUGGUCUGGGUACAAUCAGCGAGCUUGAGCUUCGCGAGGUCGAAAAGGAAGCAGAAAGGCGACUUCGGCCAUUCGCUUGUGGUAUCGGCGAUUGCCCCAGGAGGUACAAGAACAUGAACGGGUUACGCUACCAUUAUCAACAUAGCGGCGAUCAUGGAGCAAUGGGUUUAGCGCUCCUUGCAAGCGGACAGCACCGAUGCUUGGCACGCAACAGUGAUAAGAGCGGGGAACGGGAAGGUCGACGUGCGAUGGCUAGUGCGCCUACCAGUCGCAGCAACUCCCGUGCAAGCUCUACCAAUCGUGGUGUGGUUGGCCCCUCCGGAAAUGGAACGAUGAAUGGCAUGAGCUAUACCCAAGUUUAUUCAAGCAACGGAACGUACUCGCCGUCGGUCGGUGCCAACGGUACCGUCAAUGGUGUCGCUCCGAUGUCAAGCCCCCUAUCGCAGGGCGGCUUUAGCUCCCAACAAGAGUACGCCAUACAACAAGUACAGGCCCAAGCCGUGCAGAUGCCUAUGAAUGUCGUUACCGCGCAACAGCAGCAGCAGCCCGUCGUCGAUUUUACGAUGUCCCCGCAGCAACAGCAGCAAUCACAACCUCAUCCUGAAUAUUCGCAGCAGAUGCAGGUCACCCAAGCACAAUUAGCUUACCAGGCUCAGUAUGCCGAACUUCAACGGGCGCAGUAUCAUCAGCAACAGCAGCAGGCCUCUUCCCAGUUACCAGACCAAGGGGAGUUUGGGGGCGUCGACAUCAAUAUGACUUGA